This is a messenger RNA of Giardia duodenalis, 414 nucleotides long. RefSeq lists its product as uncharacterized. The coding region runs from base 1 to 414 and encodes 137 amino acids. The transcript has a single exon. Lineage: Eukaryota; Fornicata; Diplomonadida; Hexamitidae. The record is from RefSeq and is a predicted model, not a curated record.
AUGGCGGAAGCUGAACUGACGCAGGACGUGGCCGAGGCCUUCAUGCAUUUUUACUAUGAUUCUCUAUUAACAGACCUGUUGAGAAUACAAUCUGUGGUUGACCAAAGCUGCAAGUUUGUCUACCGCACGUGCAAGCCCCACGGGAAGGAAUCCCAAUAUGAUUCUAAAAAAGAUCCCCAGGCCAUUAUGAAGGCACUCGAGGUCAUCUAUAAAGAUAUAGAUAAAGUAGACAUAUUGAUGUGGACCCCUGUUCUUUUGGAGGACAGUAUUACCCUUGUGGUGUCUGCUAAGUACCAGCAGAAAAAUAAGCAAGAGCCUUUGCUUACUAGUGAAGUGUUAGUCAUAGGAAGGAGCAAGCAAAAACAGAAGCGGGGAUUCUCCCUAUUAGCAAUCACUACGCACAUCAUAGAAUGA